Messenger RNA from Lotus japonicus, 1211 nucleotides. Its product is annotated as probable E3 ubiquitin-protein ligase ARI9. The coding region runs from base 27 to 1211 and encodes 394 amino acids. Gene Ontology annotation, molecular function: zinc ion binding; ubiquitin protein ligase activity; ubiquitin conjugating enzyme binding. Lineage: Eukaryota; Viridiplantae; Streptophyta; Magnoliopsida; Fabales; Fabaceae. The record is from RefSeq and is a predicted model, not a curated record. Gene Ontology annotation, cellular component: ubiquitin ligase complex; cytoplasm. Gene Ontology annotation, biological process: positive regulation of proteasomal ubiquitin-dependent protein catabolic process; protein polyubiquitination; ubiquitin-dependent protein catabolic process. The transcript has 3 exons.
GCACCUUCUCUGGGUUGGGUGUGAAGAUGGAGACACGCCUUGCUCGCCGGCUAAGAAAAAGAGGCUUAGCUCCCUCUACCACCGUGGAGGUCAUCGACGACGUUAAGGAUCUCAGUGUCAAACCUCCAAACACCCCUUCCAACAAACGAAGAAAAAAAAAAGAGUGUUCAAACGACGCGCCGCCGUUCACGUGCGAAAUCUGCACGGACACCAAAACGAUGAAGGACUCUUUCAGCAUCACCGGUUGCUCCCACACAUAUUGCUCCAACUGCGUGGUAAUGUACGUGCGGACCAAGCUUGAGGACAACGUGACCAACAUCCAGUGUCCUGUUUCAGGAUGUUUAGGUCUAUUGGAGGCGGAGGACUGCCGCAGGAUUCUCCCGGCGGAGGUGUUUGACCGGUGGCUGAAGGCGGUGAGCGAGGCGAUGAUCCCGGAGUCGGAGAAGUUCUACUGCCCCUUCCCGGACUGUUCUGCUUUGUUGAUCAUUGACGGGAAGGAGGUGGUUGGGGAAUCGGAGUGCACCAAUUGCAAGAGAUUUUUCUGCGUGCAGUGCAAGGUACCAAUGCAUGGGGAGGUUACGUGCGAGGAGUUUCAGAAGCUGGGUGAGGAUGAGAGGGAGAUGGAAGAUUUGAUGCUGAUGGAGCUUGCUAAGGUUAAGAACUGGAAGAGGUGCCCCCAUUGCAGAUUCUACAUUUCCAAAAUAGAUGGCUGCAGCAUGGUUAGAUGCAGGUGUGGACAUAGCUUCAAUUACGGAAGGGGCAAACCAAAAUUGGAAGAAAUUAGAGUUCCUUACCAAAAAUUGAUUAUCAAUUUGACAAGAGGGGAAGGAGAGCUCCACGGUUCUGAGCUUAGUGAGUCCUCCGGCGAGGGUUGGCCGGAGAAGACGGUGGAUGGCGGCGGCUGGCGGCGGUUUACGGCGGAGGUUGUUGGAAUGGAGAAUUUCUUUAUGGGUUUUGCAGCUGAUGAUGAGGGGAGUUCAGUGGUAGUAUUCGUUUCUCCAAAAGCUAAGGGGUUCGCCGGAGAUCGAAGCUUGAAGGUGCGGUGGUUAGGGUUUCAAAGUUUCUCUGUUGUGGUGGCCAUGGGGCGCGUUCAGGGUCGUUUGAUGGUGAUGAAGGCGCGGUGGUGCUCGCGGCUGGCCAGAGAGAACGAAAGGGGGAGAGGCGGCACCACCGUCAGCGAGAUCUUCAGGCCGGGAGCGUCAUCGGUGUAG